GUGGUGCUGGCUGAAUCUGGGUGAAAUUCAUUAAGAAUUUACUCGAAAGGACGAUUAAAUCAUCAUCAAAGAGAUCAGGGAGGCUUGAAGCAGAGACCACAAGAUUUCAAGUGGACACAGCUAUAGAUUCGCGGCUCGGUAUCCCGCGAUUAAUGGCAGCAUAAUUCAUCUGUGGUUUGAUGUAGGACACGACACAGGCUAGCGAUGAGCUCGUAUUUUGUGAACACGGGUCUUAAUUGCUAUGGCCAAAGCGCAGACAGUGAAACUCAACAAAUCUAUCCUCCGCACACAACAGCGACGGCGUACGGCAGCUAUUCAACGAGUCAUGCCAACGGACAUGACGGAGGCUAUCAGUAUUCACCGAACGGGAGCGCAAGCAGCGAGUAUUACGCUCGAUCUGGGUAUCAUCAGCAAAGCCAGGCUCACCAGCCGCCGGUAGCAAAGGCUAGGAGUCCACAUGGCAAUCCUCCGGGGGCACACCUACAGAAACAACAAAAUGGACAUGCAAAUCCUCCAAUUUCAAAACCAGGGUAUGCGGGAAGUAAUGGUUUUUCACCAGUGCAGGGUUCGCCUAGGAGUCCGGGAUCUCAGAGUGGGAGCAUGCAUGGGAGUCCGGAGCCAAGGCCGCAAGCGCAGUCACAUGCUCAGGGCAGCCCGACGGAGGGACCGAAGACCCAAACUGAGGGCCAGGGGUCCCCGACGGAGGAUCAAGUACAUAUCUACCCCUGGAUGAAGAGAGUGCACUGCGGACACGAAAAUGUCAACGGCAUGGAAAACAAAAGAACACGGACAUCAUACACGCGUUACCAGACACUCGAACUUGAAAAAGAGUUCCACUUUAACAGAUACUUAACGAGACGACGUCGAAUAGAGAUCGCUCAUGCACUUAACCUCACAGAACGACAAAUCAAAAUUUGGUUUCAAAAUAGGAGGAUGAAAUGGAAAAAGGAACAAAAGUUGGCUCAUAUCACGAAGUCUACGGCAAUGAAGAUUGACGCAGCACAACGCAUGCAGUUAGCAGAAGCGAUGGGCCAGCUGAACUCGAACAAUAAGACGCACCAAGGAAUGCCCCUCUCAAAAAUCAGACAAUACCUGAAGUUAAGAGACAGUCAAACCCCUGGGAGUCAGUCCUAUGAUGUAGGCAGUUAUUGUGACUAUCAGCUCAAGGCAGGCCCUCAGCCGCAUAAGCUCACAGACAGGGUAGAGUACAUAGGGUAAGGUAUGGGACGAGUUACGUUCGUGACAAUAGACUUAAAGCUACUACCGGCGAAGUACGAAGUAUGUAAAUAUACAUGUACAAGUUUUGUAAUCCCUACGAUCGACGAAGUACGAAGGUCUGUCGUGUCAUCAGGUCCAGUGUGACGGGCUGAAUUGUUUACGCGAUUUUCGUAAAAAGUCGUUGAUAAAGUACUAUGUGACAUACUUCGUACUUCGUCAGUCAUAGCUCAUCGUAAGGGUUGCGAAUCCUGCCUAUUGUACUUUAUCGACAACGAUCAGCUAGUGACCAAUAGACGGCGUGAAUGAUCGCGUUUUAUCCAUCGUCUUUAAUGACUGCAUGUGUUAAUUUCAAAGUACCACCUUUCAGAUAAGGAACUUUCACGGCAAUCUAAAAGGAUAAGGCAAAUUGUAAUGAACAAAGGGGACAUUAGUAUGAUCGUUGCCUUCAUGUUGACCUCAGAACAGGUUAUAUGACAUAUCAGUGAAAUGAACGAUGAAAUGUUUGUUUGUAAACUAAUAUGAUUGUUUUCUAGUUGCAUUUUAUGAUCGAAGAGAACGCAUGUUCCCUGCGAGGGUUAGAUGUGGAUUAACUUGGGUAUAUGCCGAAUACAGAGUGCAGACAUAAUCAAAGGAGUGUUCGGAAUGAAAGGGUUGAAGCUCGGUUUAAAAGGGUAAUAUGAAAAAGAAAAAUACUCGACAAGGGCCAUGGGCUAACAAACUAUGGAUAAAAGAAGGACGAGGGGCCUUCUCUGAAUAAUUGAUGCUAAGACUCAGUAAAGACCAAGCGUUCAGUUUCUUAGAAACUGUUCAGAGAAGUUUGCAAUGUACCUGAACGUAUUCAUGUUAGUUUGACAUUUGCUCACGACGAAAUGGCGUUAUGCUCUCUCUAGAUCUCUGUAUUCAACAUGACAAUACAUAUUAUCAAGUCGAUAUAUAUCAGUUAAAUGAAACAUAGUAGGCGAACAAAUAACCUAAACGAAUAUUUGUAAUGACAUCAGGUCUGUGACGGUCCCUCAUUCAUUCAGGUAAAACGGGUGAAACUGUAUAUAAAGUCCAGUGUUCUCUGAUACUAUAAAAGGGUCAUAUUUUGUCCCCUUUCGCUAGGUUGUAAAGUGAUAGAUUUAUAAAAUGUGGCUUAUCUGUAGUGUAGUUUUUAUGGUCGUAAAGGGUAAACUUAACAGGCAUUAUGAGGUCUCACUGUUAUUGGGUUAUGAUGUCUCAUUAAGGACUCUAAGGUCUCACUAUCAUGAAUAUAGGGAUUUUUUUGUACCUAAGAGAUGACCUGAUGUCGUUUAGGCCUGAUCAGAUCGGGGUCCUAACCGCUGUCGGUAUCGUGAUAUUGAUUUACAAGUAAGCUAACCUCAAACCUUGAAGUCUCUCUGAAAAUAGCUAUUUACCUUUUCUCAAAAGCAGCCAAACUAAUUCAGGCUAGGGGAGGGCCAGUUACAAAACCUGUUGAACGUUUACAAGAACAGUACAUCCUGACAAGUGUAAAAAAACUCAUUUGAGGCAUGGACCACGAUCUGAUUUCUAGAUUUCUUGCUGGGUUGUUGUAAAAAAGCUGUUUUUCAUAAAAUCGUUUCAUUUGUCUCGUAAAAAGGGUGAUGGUUUCUUAUUGCCACCCUAGCGAGAACACUGUGAAUGAAUUCUGGUAGAAAGGUAAUGCAGGGUGGAAAUUGCUGCAUACGUUUGGAAGAUCUCUCAGGGAGUACAUUCCGAUUUCGAUUUUCCAACGUUGAUUUGAUUUUUAUCAAAUCGUGCACAUAUUUGGUAAUUUACUAAUACGUGUACUAUCAAUAACUCGUAUACGACAAGAGUAAUUCAAUAGAAUAAUACGAAGGGGUGUCUUGCUCAGUAAUAUUUGUAUAGGCUUGCUGCAUAGAUAUCUUACUGGACAUCGUGUUUUGAACCAAGCUGCGAUCGAUGUGAUAGUUUAAUCAAUCGAGCCUUGAGAACAAACUAAUUGGUUCUGAUAAAGAAAAAGUUAACUGCAAGUCGAAGUCAGCUUUCUGUUUGUUACCAGAUAGUGUGCCAUCGUCGUUGUGAGACAUGGUUAGGGUUGCUUUAUGUAUUUUAUGUUCCAAUUCAAUUCCUUCCGUGUGACUGCCAAUGUGGAGAAUAACAUACUCAUGCACCACGGAACCUUCUAUAUUAUAUCAUCGCUGGUAAUAAAUACUUUUAGUAGACAUGAGUGAUCAGGAGAGUGCAUUAUGUUAUUUCGCCCUUACCUCGCAUUUAAAAGAAUUCAGACCAUGCCCAACCUACCGCUCGCACCAAGGCCUAAAUCCCCAUUGUUCUACUGUCUUAUCAAAGGUAACACCUGCUACCAAGAAAGAGCUUGCAUGGGUGUCGAUAUGCUUAACCGGCAAAGGCAGAUAAACGUAAUGACUGUCAAGAAUGUAUUGUAUUUGAAUUCCAGUGACAAUUUGUGAAAUAAGUAAUCAUUUCUGACUACUUUUGAUAUAUUUUUGUUUGUUUUCCUUCUAAGGGCGAUAUUUGACAGAUUGUACAUUAAUUUCGGUUGUCUAUUUUUUGGCUUAUAUUUGAAACAUGGCUUAAUAAAGUUCGUUAAUUCAAUGUAUAGUUUUAGAAUUAGUUAAACAUCAUGCAUAGUGUACUUGUGUUCCUAAUAUCUGGUCAGCCCGUUGUUGGUUCGUCAUAGGGUAAAAUUAUGGUUCGUGAUAUAGUAAAACACAACUCAGGCAGAGCUCUCCGCAGAAUUUCUAAGAGUUAAAACUGUAUCUCGUCCCCUGGCAUGGCUGGGAAGCACUUGAAGAUGUCUUGCGAAGAGCGCCGUUUGAAUGACCAAAGAAGUGGCUUAUAAAUAAUUGUGUUACUGGAUGUAACGUCUCGUACUUAGGGUAGAUGUUAUGCUUUAUUUGGUGUAAAUUUGGAUUUCUCGCUUUUUGGGCGACAAUAACUGGUUAAGAUAUCUCAGAAAGUGACGACCUUAGAUUAUUUGACCAUUUUGUGCGUGAUGUAAAUAUGGCUUACUAUUUUCUGUAACUUAAACUCUUGCUUUAAGGAAACCAGUGGUUACUCAUGUUAAACACUGCCAUGACUUAGAAAUAGCCUUCUAGGGAACACUUGUUGAAAGUACUUGACCUGAGACUUUAUGUUUGAAUGGUUAAGUGUAAUCGCAAUCUUAUCGAUUGAUGUAUAUUUCGAGCCUUGACUGCAGAAUCUCAAUCGUUGUAAAGACAUAGAUUUACUCAACAUUUUGGGUAAGGGCUAGUUUAGGAUUUAGGUAUACAAAAUGUACAUGCAUGUACAAUGCCUCACGAUGACAGAGGGGUCAAGAGAAAUGUAAUACUCUUAAAUUUUAUCAUUUCUAUUUGUGGACAAACGUUUGACAUGUUUGGCGACCCUUAUCAUGAAGCACAAGAUUUCGGGAGAAAGUUAAAGGACAAAUGGGGUAAUGUAAAGUCUUGUUACACUGUAUGUUGUAAUUGUGUAGAACUUUUAUUUUUGCAAGAAAAACUCCGCUGAUGGUUGACAUCGCGAUUAAUAGUUUGUUCCUUACGUAUUGUCGUGUAUGUCACAUUUUGAU
Lineus longissimus is the source of this 4768-nucleotide messenger RNA. RefSeq names its product homeobox protein Hox-A5-like. Gene Ontology annotation, biological process: positive regulation of transcription by RNA polymerase II; anterior/posterior pattern specification. Lineage: Eukaryota; Metazoa; Nemertea; Pilidiophora; Heteronemertea; Lineidae. Gene Ontology annotation, cellular component: nucleoplasm; nucleus. The record is from RefSeq and is a predicted model, not a curated record. Gene Ontology annotation, molecular function: DNA-binding transcription factor activity, RNA polymerase II-specific; RNA polymerase II cis-regulatory region sequence-specific DNA binding. Bases 205 to 1218 code for a protein of 337 amino acids. The transcript is spliced from 4 exons.